AUGAAAGACAGCGGAGAGGGAGAGUGGGAGGAAGAGAGCCCGCUGGAGGAUGACGACGGCGACGACAGCCAGGGGACAGAGAUCCAGGAGAGCGAGGAAGAGGAGGACGCCAAGGAGGACGAAGAGGCGCCACAGGUCGGCCGCUCGCGCCGCGCCGCCAACCGCCACCCCAAGUUCACCCAGUACAACUACCAGGUGCAGGUGCCCGAGAACCAGCCCCCGGGCACGUUGGUGAUGAACGUGAGCGCCAGCACCAGCGAUCCGGACGCGGGCGAGGCGGGCAGACUGAGCUACAGCAUCGCGCCGCUCAUGAACAGCCACUCCAUGGACUACUUCCACAUCCACCCGGACACGGGCCUGCUGACCACCUCGCACAUCCUGGACCGCGAGCACAUGGUCCAGCACUUCUUCCGCGUGACGGCCACCGACCACGGCUCGCCGCGCCUCUCCGGCACCACCAUGGUGACCAUCACGGUGGCCGACCGCAACGACCACCCGCCCGUGUUCGAGCAGACCGAGUACCGGGAGACCAUCCGGGAGAACGUGGAGGAGGGCUACCCCAUCCUGCAGCUGCGCGCCACCGACCUCGACUCGCCCGCCAACGCCGACAUCCGCUACCGCUUCGUGGGCGAGGGGGCGCAGGUGGCGCGCGCGGCCUUCGAGGUGGACCCGCGCUCGGGCCUGAUCACCACGCGCGGCAUGGUGGACCGCGAGGCCAACGAGCGCUACACGCUGACGGUGGAGGCCAGCGACCAGGGCCGCGAGCCGGGCCCGCGCUCCGCCACCGUCGGCGUCCACAUCACCGUGCUGGACGAGAACGACAACGUGCCGCAGUUCAGCAAGAAGCGCUACGUGGUGCCCGUGCGCGAGGACGUGCGCCCGCACACCGAGAUCCUGCGCGUCAGCGCCUCGGACCGCGACAAGGACGCCAACGCCGCCGUCCACUACAACAUCAUCAGCGGCAACAGCCGCGGCCAGUUCGCCAUCGACAGCGUGACGGGCGAGGUCCAGGUGGUGGCGGCGCUGGACUACGAGGCCGAGCGCGAGUACACGCUGAGGGUCCGCGCGCAGGACAACGGCCGGCCGCCGCUCUCCAACAACACGGGCAUCGUCAGCGUCCAGGUGAUCGACGUCAACGACAACCCGCCCAUCUUCGUGUCCACGCCGUUCCAGGCCACCGUGCUGGAGAGCGCGCCCGUCGGUCACUCCAUCCUGCACAUCCAGGCCAUCGACACGGACUCGGGCGACAACGCCCGUCUGGAGUACCGGCUGCGCGGCACGGCCAGCGACACGCCCUUCCUCAUCAACCCGGCCACGGGCUGGGUGACGGUCAGCUCGGAGCUGGACCGCGAGGCCGUGGAGCACUACUUCUUCGGCGUGGAGGCGCGCGACUACGGCGCGCCUCCGCUCUCGGCCACGGCCAGCGUGACCAUCACGGUGAUGGACGUCAACGACAACCGGCCCGAGUUCCUGCAGCGCGAGUACCACGUGCGUCUGAACGAGGACGCCGUGGUCAGCACCAGCGUGGUCAGCGUGACGGCGGUGGACCGAGACGUCAACAGCGCCGUCACCUACCAGAUCACCGGGGGCAACACGCGCAACCGCUUCUCCAUCAGCACGGCGGGCGGAGCCGGACUGGUCACUCUGGCGCUGCCGCUGGACUACAAGCAGGAGCGACGCUACGUGCUGACCGUCACCGCGUCGGACCGCACGCUGCACGACACCUGCCAGGUGCACGUCAACAUCACCGACGCCAACACGCACCGGCCCGUCUUCCAGAGCGCCCACUACUCGGUCAGCAUCAACGAGGACCGGCCGGCCGGCAGCACCGUGGUGGUCAUCAGCGCCACCGACGAGGACGUGGGCGAGAACGCGCGCAUCACCUACUUCCUGGAGGACAACAUCCCGCAGUUCCGCAUCGACCCGUCCAGCGGCGCCAUCACGCUGCAGGCCGAGCUGGACUACGAGGACCAGAUGACCUACACGCUGGCCAUCACCGCGCGCGACAACGGCAUCCCGCAGAAGUCGGACACCACCUACGUGGAGGUCAACGUCAACGACGUCAACGACAACGCGCCGCAGUUCAUGAGCCCGCGCUACCAGGGCGGCGUGAGCGAGGACGCGCCCAGCUUCACCAGCGUGCUGCAGAUCUCCGCCACCGACCGGGACGCGCACGCCAACGGCCGCGUGCAGUACACCUUCCAGAACGGCGAGGACGGCGACGGCGACUUCACCAUCGAGCCCACGUCGGGCAUCGUGCGCACCAUGCGCCGGCUGGACCGCGAGAGCGUGCCCUUCUACGAGCUGACCGCCUACGCCGUCGACCGCGGCGUGCCCCCGCAGCGCACGCCCGUCCACAUCCAGGUGAGCGUGACCGACGUCAACGACAACGCGCCCGUCUUCCCCGCCGACGACUUUGAGGUGCUGGUCCGGGAGAACAGCGCCGUGGGGAGCGUGGUGGCCCAGAUCACCGCCACCGACCCGGACGAGGGCGCCAACGCCCAGAUCAUGUACCAGAUCGUGGAGGGCAACAUCCCCGAGAUCUUCCAGAUGGACAUCUUCUCCGGCGAGCUGACCUCGCUCAUCGACCUGGACUACGAGGCGCGCAACGAGUACGUGAUCGUGGUGCAGGCCACCUCGGCCCCACUGGUCAGCCGAGCCACCGUCCGCAUCCGGCUGGUGGACCAGAACGACAACAGGCCCACGCUGCAGCCCUUCCAGAUCAUCUUCAACAACUUCGUGUCCAACCGCUCCAACACGUUCCCGAGCGGCGUGAUUGGCCACGUGCCCGCGCACGACCCCGACGUCACCGACCGCCUCUACUACACCUUCGACCGCGGCAACGAGCUGCACCUGCUGCUGCUCAACCACACCAGCGGCGAGCUGCGCCUCAGCCGCAAGCUGGACAACAACCGGCCGCUCGUCGCCCCCAUGCAGAUCACCGUCACCGACGGCGUGCACAGUGUGUCGGCGCAGUGUGUGCUGCGCGUGCUCAUCAUCACGGAGGACAUGUUGAGCAGCAGCGUGACGGUGCGUCUGCAGAACAUGUCCCAGGAGCUCUUCCUGUCGCCGCUCAUGACGCACUUUGUGGAGGGCGUGUCGGCCGUGCUGGCGGUCAGUGCCGAGGACGUGUUCGUCUUUAACGUGCAGCCGGACGUGGAGGCGGCCGGCGUGUUGAACGUGUCGUUCUCGGCCGCGCUGCCCGGCGGUCAGUACUUCCCCUCCGAGGCCCUGGAGGAGCAGCUCUACCUCAACCGGCCGCGCCUCAACGAGCUCGUCCACAUGGAGGUGUUACCGUUCGACGACAACGUGUGCCUGCGCGAGCCGUGCCAGAACUACAUGAAGUGCAUCUCGGUGAUGCGCUUCAACAGCUCGGCGCCGUUCGUCACCUCCCCCUCCACGCUGUUCCGGCCCAUCCACCCAAUCACGGGCCUGCGCUGCCGCUGCCCGCCCGGCUUCACCGGCGACUACUGCGAGACGGAGAUCAACCUGUGCUACUCCAACCCCUGCCUCAACGGAGGAGUGUGCGCGCGCAGGGAGGGGGGGUUCACCUGCAUCUGCAGAGAGGACUACACUGGUGAGCGCUGUGAGUGGGACAGGCGUGGCGGGCGCUGUGUGGCGGGGGUGUGCCGUAACGGCGGGACGUGCCGGGAGCUGAGCGGCGGGGGCUUCCGGUGCGAGUGCCCGGCAGGCGGCUUCGAGAGGCCCUACUGCUCCAUCACCACGCUCUCCUUCGCCCCCAAGUCCUUCAUCAUGUUCAGGGGCCUGCGCCAGAGGUUCCACCUCACCAUCUCCCUCUCGUUUGCCACUCUGGAGAGCAGUGGCCUGCUGUUCUAUAAUGGACGUUUUAAUGAGAAGCACGACUUCCUAGCCCUGGAGAUAAUUGAUGGACAGGUGGUGCUAAAAUACUCCACAGGUGAGUCAUCCACUCAGGUGAGCCCGUUUGUGCCAGGGGGAGUGAGUGAUGGGAACUGGCACACCGUCCACAUCCACUACUAUAACAAGCCCAAGCGUGGUGUGAGCGGUGUGGUGGAGGGUCCGUCUGAUGAGAAGGUGGCGGUGGUGAGUGUGGACGACUGUGACACGGCGGUGGCUCUGCGCUUCGGCUUCCAGCUCGGCAACUACAGCUGCGCCGCACAAGGCCGACAGAGCAGCUCCAAGAAGUCUCUGGAUCUUACAGGGCCGCUGUUCCUGGGUGGAGUCCCCAACAUGGCUGACAGCUUCCCCUUGGGAACGAGGGAGUUCAUCGGCUGCAUGAAGGAUCUGCACAUUGAUAACAAGCUGCUGGAUCUGGCUGGCUCCAUUGCUAAAAAUAACACACUGCCAGGCUGCAGUGCGAAGCAUCCCUUCUGCAAGUCCAGCCCCUGCCAGAAUGGAGGCACCUGCCGCGUGAGCUGGGAGACCUUCGCGUGUGACUGCCCCCUAGGGUACGGAGGCAAGGACUGCAGCCACGUGAUGUCCCACCCGCACCGUUUCCUGGGCGACAGCGUCCUGUGGUGGGACCUGAAGAACGACGUGACCAUCUCCACGCCCUGGUACCUGGGACUGGUGUUCCGCACGCGGGCCAAAGAGGGCGUCCUGCUGCGCGCCCAGGCUGAGCAGUACACCAGCCUCAUAUUCCAGCUGAUUGCCGGGCGGCUGGUGUUCCUGGUGUCGCGGGGCUCCACGCGUCCGGUGCGUCUGAGCCUGGACGGCGUGCAGGUGUGUGACGGCCGCUGGCACGACCUGCAGAUGGAGCUGAGGGACGUUCGGAGCGGUCGCGAGACGCGCUACGUCGCCACACUCCGCCUCGACUUCGGCCUCUACCAGGGUACGGUGAUCGUGGGCAAUGAGAUUCAUAAUCUGAAAGUGAAGCACCUGCAUGUGGGCGGAGUCUUGGGAUCCGGAGAGGUGCAGAGCGGAAUACGAGGCUGCAUUCAGGGUGUGCGUCUGGGUGUGCGUCCUGACUCCCCGACUUUGCCUCGGCCGUCGCGGGCGGUGAAGGUGGAGGUGGGCUGUAACGUCGGCAACGCCUGCGUCUCCACCUGCGCUCCCCACAGCACCUGCGCUGACCAGUGGGAGAAGCACACCUGUGUCUGUGAGCCAGGAUACUAUGGUAAGAGCUGCACAGAUGCGUGCAAGCUGAAUCCAUGUGAGAAUGAAGCUCAGUGCCACAGAAAGCCCAACUCCUCCCAUGGCUACGUCUGUGACUGUGGAGACAACCACUACGGACAAUACUGCCAACACAGGAUCGAGCAGCAGUGUCCGCGUGGCUGGUGGGGGAGUCCUACGUGCGGUCCCUGCCACUGUGACACCAGCAAAGGCUUUGAUCCAGAUUGCAACAAGACCAGCGGCCAGUGCCACUGCAAGGAGUUCCAUUUCCGUCGGCGGAACAGUGACACCUGCCUGCCGUGCGACUGCUACCCGGUGGGCUCCUUCUCGCGGUCAUGUGACCUGGAGAGCGGGCAGUGCCAGUGUCGCUCGGGCGUGAUUGGCCGCCAGUGUAACCUGUGUGAUAACCCCUUCGCUGAGGUCACCCAGACGGGCUGUGAAGUGAUAUACGACGGUUGUCCUAAGACCAUUACUCUGGGGAUCUGGUGGCCCAGGACUAAAUUUGGUCUGCCCGCUGUAGUGCCCUGUCCCAGGGGCUCCGUUGGUGCUGCUAUUCGUCACUGUGAUGCGGAGAGAGGCUGGCUGGAGCCAGAUCUGUACAACUGCACCUCUCCUCCAUUCGUUGAGCUCAACACUGCGCUGGAGGCUGUGGAGCGGAACGAGACCGAGCUCAACACCAUCAUCGAGAAGAAACUGGCACAUCAGCUGCGCGACGUCACCGAGGCCACCACCCGUUUCUAUGGCAAUGACCUGCAGAUUGGCGAGCGCCUCCUGUCCCGCCUCCUGACCUUUGAGACGCUCCAGACGGGCUUUGGGCUCACCGCCACUCAGGAUGCACACUUCAACGAGAAUGUCCUGCGAGGCUGCAGUGCUCUGAUUGGUCCAAGCAGUGCAGGGUUGUGGAGGGGGCAGGGCUUGCAGGCCCAGGGAGCCUCGGUAUUGGCUGAGCUGCUGGACCAUUACACACGCACGCUCGCCAUGAACAUGAAGCAGACCUACCUCAACCCUGUGGCUCUGGUGGCCCCCAAUAUAGUGAUGACUCUGGACCGUUUGGAGAAUCACACACACGUGCGGAGACGGUUUCCACGGUACCAUAACACCAUGUUCCGUGGUCAGCCUCUCUGGGACCCACACACACACGUGUUGCUACCGCCGUCUGCUCCUCCGCCUGCUCCCGCCCCUGUGAACGCCGUGACCAAUCAGACCACUGAGGUAGCCUCUGCACGCCAAUCUGUCACGCACCCUGAUCCACCAAUCACCAUCGUCAUCCUGCUGAUCUACAGAAGUCUGGGAGCGGCCCUCCCCUCCAAAUACCACACGGACCGCAGAGGUGUCAGGCUACCGCGGCACCCAGUGAUGAACUCUCCGGUGGUGAGUGUGAGUGUGUACAACAACCAGUCGUUUGUGGAGGGCUCUCUGGAGUCUCCCCUCUUCCUGGAGUUCCGCCUGCUGGAGACCGCCAACCGCAGCAAGCCACUCUGUGUGCAGUGGAACCAUAGCACCUCCUCCUGCAGUGGAGGCUGUUGGCUGGUGAGGGACUGUAGUGUGGUCUAUAGGAACAUGUCUCACGUUCGCUGCCAGUGCCAAAGGCUGGGGACGUUUGGAGUGCUGAUGGACAGCUCCCAGCGAGAGCAGUUGGAGGGUGAUCUGGAGAUGCUGGCGGUGGUGACCUACACGGGCAUCUGCAUGUCCAUGGUGGCGCUGCUGGUGACCGUGAUGGUGCUGUCCUGCCUACGAGGCCUCAAGUCCAACACUCGCAGCAUCCAUGCCAACAUGGCCGCCGCCACACUGCUCUCACAGCUCACUUAUCUUCUGGGCAUCAACCAGACGGAGCAUCAGUUCCUGUGCACAGUGGUGGCCAUCCUGCUGCACUACUUCUUCAUGGUGGUGUUCGCCUGGCUGUUUGUGGAGGCGCUGCACGUGUACCGCAUGCAGACGGAGGUGCGGAACAUCAACUACGGAGCCAUGAGGUUCUACUACGCCAUCGGCUGGGGCGUGCCUGCCAUCAUCACAGGUCUGGCCGUGGGGCUGGACCCGGAGGGUUACGGGAACCCAGACUUCUGCUGGAUGUCCAUGUACGACAAACUCAUCUGGAGCUUCGCCGGGCCCAUCGUCAUUGUCAUCCUGCUGAAUGGAGGGCUGUUUGUGAUGGUGGUACGCAUUAUCUGUAAUCCCUCUCAGAAGGAGACCAAGAAGCUGCCCAUCAUUGCCACUAUCCGCAGUGCCUUCCUGUUGCUUCUGCUGUCUGCCUGUACGUGGUUCUUUGGUCUGAUGGCUGUGAACAACAGCAUCCUGGCCUUCCAUUACCUCUUCUGCAUCCUCUGCAGCAUCCAGGGGUUGGCAGUGCUGCUGGUGUUCACUGCGCUGAACUCUGAGGUGCAGGAGGCAUGGCGCCUGGUGUGUUUAGGGAAGAAGGGUCCAAGCGAAGAUCCCCCUCGAGCCGCCCAGACAGCCGGUCAGACUCCAUUUAACGGCGCCUCCCUGUUGGAGCAGAGUGGACUACACCGCAUUACACUGGGGACCUCCACUAUCUCCUCAGUCAGCAGUGCACGAGAGAAUCUUCUGGCACGGCAGACCCUUGAACACACUCUGGGACACACAGGUGCCACGGACCUGGAUGUAGCCAUGUUCCACAGAGAUGGAGGUGAGGACUCAGACUCUGACUCCGACCUGUCUCUGGAGGAGGAGCGCAGUCUGUCCAUCCCGUCCUCGGAGAGCGAGGACAACGUGCGUCUCCGCGGACGCAUCCAGCGCCGCUUCAAACGCUCCAAUCACAGCGAGAGGCUGCUCACCGAACCUGUCCAGAACGGCACCAAAGACCUGGAUGGGAAUGACCUGAUGUCCUAUUGGCCAGCUCUGGAGGAGUGUGAGGUCCACUCUCUGCAGAAGUGGGGCUCCGAGCGCCCCUUGGGGGGAGCCGACUACAACAAGGACGCGGCCAACAACAACCAGCCGGACGCAGCGCUGACCAGCGGAGACGAGAACGGACUCACGCCCUCACAGAGACAUCGCAAGGGUAUUCUGAAGAACCGUAUGGGCUGUCCCCCGGCUCUGCAGGGCCUGUCGGCGGUGGGCCGGGUCCCGAGCGAGCUGUCCUGGUACCGCACGUCCACCCUGGGUCACCGCGGCGUGCCGGCCGCCUCGUACGGCCGCAUGUGCUCGGGCUCGCUGUCGCAGCCGGCCUCGCGCUACUCCUCGCGCGAGCAGCUGGACUCGCUGGCCCGCCGGCAGCGCUCGCGCGACAACCUGGACCUGCUGCCGCGGCGACGCGAGCUGGGCGGCUCCCGCGAGCGCCUGGGCCCCGCCGCCCACAGCGCGCACGCCUCGCGCGAGGACCUCGUCGGACCGGAGCAGCCCGGGCUGUCCGGCUCGCGCUCGCACCUCGGCACGCUGACGCGGCGGCAGCUGUCCCGCGAGCACCUCGGGGGGGCGCUGAUGAGCAGCCGCUCGCGCGAGCAGCUGGAGACGUCCGGCGGCGGAGGAGGAGGAGGAGGUCCGAACGGAUCCGGCCCGUGCCGCGAGUGGCUCCGCACGCUGCCCCCCCGCCAGCCCCCGCCCUCCUCGCCGCCUCCGCCAAUCAGCGAGGAGCCGCCGGAGCUCCUCCCCCAGCGCCGCGGACGCCUGGACUCGGCCCCUCCGUGUAGGUACCCCCCGCCGCUCAACGCUGGGGGCCCCUCGGCCGGACCCCAGGCCAGCAGGCCGCCCUCCAGCGAGCACCUGGACAUCCUCUCCUCCAUCCUGGCCUCCUUCAGCUCCUCUGUCCUGGCUCCGCCCACCGCCAACCCUCAGGCCACUGGCCCCUCCCCCUCCCCACCCCACUCCGCCACCUCCCACAGCAUCUCUGAGGUCUCCCCUGACGCCGAGUAA
Molecule: messenger RNA, 8958 nt
Organism: Sardina pilchardus (European sardine)
Lineage: Eukaryota; Metazoa; Chordata; Actinopteri; Clupeiformes; Clupeidae
Gene: celsr3
Product: cadherin, EGF LAG seven-pass G-type receptor 3
Exons: 35
Coding region: 1-8958 (2985 amino acids)
Biological process (GO): homophilic cell-cell adhesion; cell surface receptor signaling pathway; G protein-coupled receptor signaling pathway
Cellular component (GO): plasma membrane
Molecular function (GO): calcium ion binding; G protein-coupled receptor activity
Source: RefSeq, a predicted model, not a curated record